Histoplasma capsulatum G186AR is the source of this 912-nucleotide messenger RNA. Its product is annotated as PQ loop repeat protein. The coding region runs from base 1 to 912 and encodes 303 amino acids. The transcript is spliced from 3 exons. Lineage: Eukaryota; Fungi; Ascomycota; Eurotiomycetes; Onygenales; Ajellomycetaceae. The record is from RefSeq and is a predicted model, not a curated record.
AUGGAAGAGUCGAUUGGCCCACAUUGCAAGGCCCUGGCGUCACCAAAUCCGUGGAAUUUUGCUCUCUCAAUAUGCAUCUUGUUUGGCAUUCUUCUCUCGUAUCUUCCUCAACAUCACAGAAUUAUAUCCCGGCGGUCUUCCUUCGGAAUAUCUCCAUAUUUUAUUCUACUAGGAACUACAUCUGGGACUUUUUCUUUUUCAAACAUCCUUGUGCUCCCAAGAAGUGGAGAAGACAUUGCUUGCUGCAAAGAGAUUGAUGGGUUCUCCUGCUUUGCUGGGCUGUUAGGCAUAUUCCAGGUCGGCGUGCAGGCACUCUGUUUUGCGAUCAUCCUUUUCCUUUUUGUCAUCUUCUAUCCCCGCUCGACCCCUUCCAUUGUUAAGCAAUCCUCGUCCGGGACACACUCCUUCAGAAUUGCCAUCUUAAUCGCUGGAAUAUGUAUUCUUCAGACAAUAGCGACCGCCAUCGUUGCCAUCGUUAUUGUCGUUGCAUAUCCAAACAAGCGUCAAUUUUACGCAAACCUUUUCGGCAUCUUCGCGGCCAUUCUAUCAUCCAUCCAAUACUUCCCUCAGAUCUAUACAACCUUCCGCCUACGCCGGGUUGGCAGCCUGAGUAUUCCGAUGAUGUGCAUCCAAACACCAGGCAGCCUAGUAUGGGCUGCUAGUCUAGCAGCACGUCUAGGUACGGAGGGCUGGAGCACAUGGGGGGUUUAUGUGGUCACAGCCCUACUCCAAGGAACCCUGCUCAUUAUGGGGAUCUAUUUCGAAUAUAUCAAUCCAUCGAAAGCAGAAACUGACGUAAGCCCCACGGAUACUUCGGGAACGGACGAUGGCACCAACGGGGUCGUGGCUCAUCGCGGCAACGAGGAGAACCAUCCUUCAGAAGAAACACCGUUGCUUCAGAGCACUGGGUAA